Messenger RNA from Paramuricea clavata, 2136 nucleotides. NCBI's taxonomy places the organism in Eukaryota, Metazoa, Cnidaria, Anthozoa, Malacalcyonacea, Plexauridae. The record is from the annotation of a GenBank genome assembly.
AUGAAUGUAGAGUGCGACGUUCUUGCGGGUGAGCAAGGUCCAUCUUGUACAAGUCUUGACCAAAUUCCAAAUCUGAAAUUGAUCCAUAUUCGAUUUGUUGGCACUGCAAAGCGAGAUUCGUCUGCCUUUUCUUCCGAAUUCCCUGCCGAUUCUGAAUUCAGUCGACCAAAAAGUAAGAGAACACGUGGACAGCCAGAACUUGCAAGUUGUUCCUAUCAAUCGCCUCGAGCUAGGUCCUUAGAAGUGAGACCACAAGUUAAAAAGAAUUUGAAUGCUGGUUGUCCAAAGAGUCUGUCUGUCACACAGAUGAUAAAUCUGGGCAAAGUCGUGCGACAAGAGACGACCAUUGCAGACGUUUACAAGUGUAAUUUAGAAAAUAUGGCAUGGUCUUCAGUCGCAGAAAGAGUGGAGCUGGUUAUUGAAAAGAAGCCCUUUGCAGAGGGAGGGUUCCGUGAAGUGUAUAAAGCAAAAAGUCCAACAGCAUGUUACAGCGAACGUCUCUGGGUGGUUAAGAAGUACUUACCAAAAACACUGGAGUCAAUCAAUCAACUGGGGCAAACGAUUGAAGAUCACACCAAAAAGGCAGUCCAAAUGCAGUCUUUGGCAAAGAACAUAGCUCACUCCAUGUAUGCAAAGGUAUGGAGUAGAGGAUUGUGGGGUGUUAUUUCUGCUGUUAUUUCUGUGGGUGUUAUUUCAUUUUUACAGUACCUCAGCUUUUUAUGUCCAUUUGUUUGUUUGUAAGCACAAUAUCUCUAGAAAUAAACAGUUUUUACCAACUGUUUGUGCAAAGAAUACUGUAUUCUCUCUACUAACCCCCCGGGGGCUUUCUCUUAGACCCUUUUAAGGAGGGGCUUAUUUGAGAGGGGGAGGCUUAUUUAUUUUUUGGUAAAAUUAUGAUAAUUUUCUUCCAGCACAAAGCAAUGUUCAACUAUAUAUUUUCAACUUUUCAACCAUAUAUACAUUUUAGGAUGUUUGUGACAUGUAUUACCGGUACCAUAUUCUCUCUACUUAGCCCCCCUCUCAAAUAAGCCCCCCUCUCCAAUAAGCCCCCCUUUUGAGUGGAAAAAUGAAAUAAGCCCCCCCCCCACUCUAAUAAGCACCCCCUAUAUACUGAUCUGUACCCCGAUAUAUACUGAUCUGUACCCCGAUAUAUACUGAUCUGUGUAAUGAUUUUGAGUUUAUUACAGUUCAAAGAGAUAAUAUCCAUUGCUGAUUUUAUGGAAAAUUAAAUAAGCCCCCACUCUCAAUUAAGCCCCCCUCUCCAAAAAGCCCCCCUCUAAAGGCCCUGAAUUGAAUAAGCCCCCCCGUGGGGUUAAAUAGAGAGAAUACGGUAAGCAUCAUCUUAUUCUUCCAAAAAUGAAAGCAAGUUUGUAGAAAUCUGUUUCAUGAGAAAGUACAUGUUUUUUCUAUUAAAGGGGUGGGCUUAAUAGAGAGGGGGGGCUUAAUAAAUAUCUUUGCCUAAAAAUGGGGUAUAUUAAAGGGGAGAUUAUAUAAUGGGGGGGGGGGGGUUAUAUACUGGGUGGCAGGGCUAUACAGGGCGAAUAUGGUACUGGUGCCAUGGUCAAUCAAUUAAAGACCAUUAUUUUUCUAUUCUAAUAUGAAUUGGAUAAAAUCCUGGGUUGAAUAAAGGCUAAGUUCUGUCUUUGCAAGGCCUUUUUGGGACUGGACAAGGUUAUAAUUAUUAUUAUUAAGGUGAAGGAAUUAUGUCAACAUCAGUUUGGGAAAUGCUUUGUAUAUACAGAUAGCUACAUGGCCAAGCUAGAAGGUGGUGAGUAUGUCACCAUCGAAGAAUUUAUUGACGGUGACUUCACAAAGUAUCUCAACAAUACUGGGUUAGUCUGUGGAAACCGAUCAACUGAUGAAUGCAAGAAAGCUGAAUGUUUGGCCCACUAUUCAUAUGAAAAAUCUUCAGGGAAAUUAAUGCUUCUGGACAUCCAAGGUAGUAUGUACACUUUGUUUGAUCCAGAGAUUGCAUCUGCCACCUUACUGAUAGACGCAGAAUACUUGUUUGGUGUUGGAAAUCUAACAUCUGAAGCCAUUACUGCAUUCAUUGAAAACCAUGAAUGCAAUAGAUUCUGUGGUCUUCUUCAGUUGAAACCUUUUGCAGAGCUUUCUUCAAGGGAUGAUGAAAACUAA